AUGGAAGUGGCCGGCGCCCGGGGGCCCUCGGUGGAGGACAAGGCCGACCCCGAGGGUGCGACGACCGGGGGCCGGGGCAGUCUAGAGGCCUUCGUGCUGCUGAGCCCGGACGACGCCACUGAGGCCCAGUGCGCUGCCCGCCUCCGCCAGGAAAUCGAGAAAUGGCAGGAGACGUGGCAGGCCCUGGAGGCCGACAGGCGGGAGCUGCGGAAGGCCAAGGCGGACGCGGAGGAGCAGGCCCACACGCUGCGGGCGGAGGCCAAGGCCAGGAGAGCGAGGCUGCAGGGGCGCGGGCCGGACCCUCAGGACCCGGGGGACACGGCGGCCCCGCCGCCCGGCGGGGCAGACGUCCAGCCCCCAGCCCCCACCCCGCUGCCAAGGCUGGCCCUGCUGUUGCCGGCCCGGCCGUCAUCCGGCCCUCGUGGAUCCGACCUGCACAUCCGGCUGCCCUUGCUCGGGGGCUCGGCCCUGGUCACCUUUGAAGACCCGGAGGUGGCCCGGCAGCUGCUGCAGCAGCCCGAACACGAGGUCCAGGUGGAGGAGUGUCGUCUACGCCUCCGCGCCCGGGCCCUGCACCUGCCCGCCCCGGCCGCCCUCCAGGUGUCAGGGCGGCGGUGCGGCCGCAGGGCCCUGCUCAGCGGGCUGCCCACCGGGCUCGGGCUGAGCGACGACCAGUUGCUGGACAAGCUGGAACUUUUCUUCUGUAAAGCGUCGCGCGGCGGCGGGGAAGUGGCCAUGCGGGAGCUGCUGCCCGGGGGCCGGGCCGCCGUGCUGGACUUCGCCGAGGACGGAGUGGUGGACCGUCUGUGCUGCGUGGGCUGGUUCGAAGUGCCUCUGGGCAAGAGGACGGUGACCCUGGCAGUGACCCCGUACCUGAAGGGGGAGGUCAGCGGCCUGGAGCUGGGGUGUCUGCGGGUGCCUCGGACGGUCCUGCUGAGCGGCGUGGCCGACGUGCUGGAAGAGUCCGCGCUGCGCGAUGCCCUGGAGCUCCAUUUCCAGAGACCCACGCGCGGAGGCGGCGAGGUGGAGGCCCUGGUGUACGUGGCCCCGGGCCGACUCGGCUAUGCCCUCUUUACCCCAGAAAUCCAUUAGGCAGCUGGGGGGUGGGCGGGUUCCACCUCCCCCGGCAUCCUUUUUUGCUUUUGUUACUUGCCUAUCACGUCGCCUCUGCCAAUAAACU
This is a messenger RNA of Tachyglossus aculeatus (Australian echidna), 1180 nucleotides long. RefSeq names its product interferon induced protein 35 (gene IFI35). The coding region runs from base 1 to 1092 and encodes 363 amino acids. The transcript is spliced from 7 exons. The record is from RefSeq and is a predicted model, not a curated record. NCBI's taxonomy places the organism in Eukaryota, Metazoa, Chordata, Mammalia, Monotremata, Tachyglossidae. Gene Ontology annotation, cellular component: nucleus.